Molecule: messenger RNA, 7413 nt
Organism: Pomacea canaliculata
Lineage: Eukaryota; Metazoa; Mollusca; Gastropoda; Architaenioglossa; Ampullariidae
Exons: 6
Coding region: 5705-6151 (148 amino acids)
Source: RefSeq, a predicted model, not a curated record
AACUUAAUUUAGGCAUUUUCGAUUAAGAUUGAGGAUUCCUUUCAUUCAAUGACAUAUUUAAAAUUCCUUGAAUAAUAAUUGUUGCCCGCACUCCACUACACAUCAUCUCUUAACUCCUUCACGUGUAUUUUGGUAGUUUCACUCAUGAACCAUUCAUUCUCCUUUCAAGGAUUAUAAUCAUGCAGACACAUUGAUUUCAUGUAACUGAUUUUGCAAUUAAAAUUUAGUAUUUGUGUAUUUAGAUUGUCCCUUUAUUUAAUGACAUAGUUGAGUUCCAUUGAGUGACAUUUGUCAUCUGGAUUUCUUGCAUUCACUUCCCAGCGUGCAUGCAUGCACACUCACACAUACAAAUACAUAGGCUGUCAACUACUUCUUCCACUACUUGCAUGGUGAUUGGUUUUGGAAGGAACUGCCUCUAGGUUUCUUGUGGGAAUCUCACUCUUUUGUUCAUCAAACCACCUCAUGUUUUCACUAUGUAUAAUGGUGUACUGUAUAGUAAUUGGCAGCACAUGUUUACACAAUGCUUUCUGGUUACAUUACACACAGUUGUACGUUUCCCCUUUAUGUUUUCAAGCUAUUCCCAUUUCUUCCCUUUCCACCAACCAUACUCCUUGCUGUCCCUUCCCACAACCUAUACUUCAUCACUUAUCUUCUUUAAUCCCAGACAUCCUCUUUUCCCCUCUUGUCAUCAUUUAAACCUAAAGGGGUUUGGUCGGGAGUGAGGGAAUGGGAAGGAGAGAGAGAGGUGUGAAGAGUUGGAUGAAGGGAUGAGGGAGGUUGGUUGGGAUGUCAUGGGAAAGAUGGUGUGAAAGAAGGAAGGGUUGGUUCGUAACAAUUCCGAUCCUUAUCACAUCAUCGUUCUCAUUCUACAUCUUUACCCCUACAAGAACAGAGAGACACGGGGUGGCACGCGCCAGUUCCAGAAGAAAAAGAAAAACCAAAAAAGUAGGAAGAAGAAGAAAAAGAAAAAAUGCAAGAAGAAGAAAAAAAGCAGGAAGAAGAAGACAGAUGAGGUCAGGAUGGUAGUCACGGCAAUGACAGACCGCACAACCCUUCAUAUUCAGCAGCUGUCUGGUCACAGACAGCAGAGCUCGAGGCUGGUAGAUGAGCGUUGGUCCUUGUUAGGCGCUGUUAAGCUCUAGACAGCAGUGGGGCCUACAGUCGAGAAAGAAACGAGGUGGCACGUGGCGGUGCCAGACCGCACAACGCUUCAUCAUCAGCAUGUGUCUGGUCGCAGAUGGCAGAGCUCGAGGCUGGUAGAUGAGCGUUGGUCCUUGUUAGGCGCUGUUAAGCUCUAAACAGCAGUGGGGCCUACAGUCGAGAGAGAAACAAGGUGGCACGUGGCAGUGCCAGACCGCACAACGCUUCAUCAUCAGCAUCUGUCUGGUCGCAGACAGUAGAGCUCGAGGCUGGUAGAUGAGCGUUGGUCCUUGUUAGGCGCUGUUAUGCUCUAGACAGCAGUGGGGCCUACAGUCAAGAGAGAAACGAGGUGGCACGUGGCAGUGCCAGACCACAAAACGCUUCAUCAUCAGCAUGUGUCUGGGCGCAGACGGCAGAGCUGUGGCUGGUAGAUGAGCGUUGGUCCUUGUUAGGCGCUGUUAAGCUCUAGACAGCAGUGGGGCCUUAAUGUCGAGAGAGAAACAAGGUGGCACGUGGCAGUGCCAGACCGUACAACGCUUCAUCAUCAGCAUCUGUCUGGUCGCAGACAGGAGAGCUCGAGGCUGGUAGAUGAGCGUUGGUCUUUGUAAAGCGCUGUUAAGCUCUAGACAGCAGUGGGGUCUACAGUCGAGAAAGAAACGAGGUGGCACGUGGCAGUGCCAGACCGCACAACGCUUCAUCAUCAGCAUCUGUCUGGUCACAGACAGUAGAGCUCGAGGCUGAUAGAUGAGCGUUGGUCUUUGUUAGGCGCUGUUAAGCUCUAGACAGCAGUGGGGCCUACAGUUGAGAGAGAAACGAGGUGGCACGUGGCAGUGCCAGACCGCACAACGCUUCAUCAUCAGCAUCUGUCUGGUCACAGACAGUAGAGCUCGAGGCUGAUAGAUGAGCGUUGGUCUUUGUUAGGCACUGUUAAGCUCUAGACAGCAGUGGGGCCUACAGUGGAGAGAGAAACGAGGUGGCACAUGGAAGUGCCAGACCGCACAACGCUUCAUCAUCAGCAGCUGUCUGGUCGCAGACAGCAGAGCUGUGGCUGGUAGAUGAGCGUUGGUCUUUGUUAGGCGCUGUUAAGCUCUAGACAGCAGUGGGGCCUACAGUCGAGAAAGAAACGAGGUGGCACGUGGCAGUGCCAGACCGCACAACGCUUCAUCAUCAGCAUCUGUCUGGUCGCAGACAGUAGAGCUCGAGGCUGGUAGAUGAGCGUUGGUCCUUGUUAGGCGCUGUUAUGCUCUAGACAGCAGUGGGGCCUACAGUCAAGAGAGAAACGAGGUGGCACGUGGCAGUGCCAGACCGCACAACGCUUCAUCAUCAGCAUCUCUCUGGUCGCAGACAGCAGAGCUCGAGGCUGGUAGAUGAGCGUUGGUCUUUGUAAAGCGCUGUUAAGCUCUAGACAGCAGUGGGGCCUACAGUCGAGAAAGAAACGAGGUGGCACGUGGCAGUGCCAGACCGCACAACGCUUCAUCAUCAGCAUCUGUCUGGUCGCAGACAGCAGAGCUCGAGGCUGGUAGAUGAGCGUUGGUCCUUGUUAGGCGCUGUUAAGCUCUAGACAGCAGUGGGGCCUACAGUCGAGAGAGAAACGAGGUGGCACGUGGCAGUGCCAGACCGCACAACGCUUCAUCAUCAGCAUGUGUCUGGUCGCAGAUGGCAGAGCUCGAGGCUGGUAGAUGAGCGUUGGUCCUUGUUAGGCACUGUUAAGCUCUAGACAGCAGUGGGGCUUACAGUCGAGAGAGAAACGAAGUGGCACAUGGCAGUGCCAGACCGCACAACUCUUCAUCAUCAGCAGCUGUCUGGUCGCAGACAGCAGAGCUGUGGCUGGUAGAUGAGCGUUGGUCUUUGUUAGGCGCUGUUAAGCUCUAGACAGCAGUGGGGCCUACAGUCGAGAAAGAAACGAGGUGGCACAUGGCAGUGCCAGACCGCACAACGCUUCAUCAUCAGCAUCUGUCUGGUCGCAGACAGCAGAGCUCGAGGCUGGUAGAUGAGCGUUGGUCCUUGUUAGGCGCUGUUAAGCUCUAGACAGCAGUGGGGCCUACAGUCGAGAGAGAAACGAGGUGGCACGUGGCAGUGCCAGACCGCACAACGCUUCAUCAUCAGCAUGUGUCUGGUCGCAGAUGGCAGAGCUCGAGGCUGGUAGAUGAGCGUUGGUCCUUGUUAGGCACUGUUAAGCUCUAGACAGCAGUGGGGCUUACAGUCGAGAGAGAAACGAAGUGGCACAUGGCAGUGCCAGACCGCACAACUCUUCAUCAUCAGCAGCUGUCUGGUCGCAGACAGCAGAGCUGUGGCUGGUAGAUGAGCGUUGGUCUUUGUUAGGCGCUGUUAAGCUCUAGACAGCAGUGGGGCCUACAGUCGAGAAAGAAACGAGGUGGCACAUGGCAGUGCCAGACCGCACAACGCUUCAUCAUCAGCAUCUGUCUGGUCGCAGACAGCAGAGCUCGAGGCUGGUAGAUGAGCGUUGGUCUUUGUUAGGCGCUGUUAAGCUCUAGACAGCAGUGGGGCCUACAGUCGAGAGAGAAACGAGGUGGCACGUGGCAGUGCCAGACCGCACAACGCUUCAUCAUCAGCAUCUGUCUGGUCGCAGACAGUAGAGCUCGAGGCUGGUAGAUGAGCGUUGGUCUUUGUUAGUCACUGUUAAGCUCUAGACAGCAGUGGGGCCUACAGUCGAGAAAGAAACGAGGUGGCACGUGGCAGUGGCAGACCGCACAACGCUUCAUCAUCAGCAUCUGUCUGGUCGCAGACAGCAGAGCUGUGGCUGGUAGAUGAAUGAGCGUUGGUCCUUUUUAGGCGCUGUUAAGCUCUAGACAGCAGUGGGGCCUACAGUCGAGAGAGAAACAAGGUGGCACGUGGCAGUGCCAGACCGCACAACGCUUCAUCAUCAGCAUCUGUCUGGUCGCAGACAGUAGAGCUCGAGGCUGGUAGAUGAGCGUUGGUCCUUGUUAGGCGAUGUUAAGCUCUAGACAGCAGUGGGGCCUACAGUCGAGAGAGAAACGAGGUGGCACGUGGCAGUGCCAGACCACAAAACGCUUCAUCAUCAGCAUGUGUCUGGUCGCAGACGGCAGAGCUGUGGCUGGUAGAUGAGCGUUGGUCUUUGUUAGGCGCUGUUAAGCUCUAGACAGCAGUGGGGCCUACAGUGGAGAGAGAAACGAGGUGGCACGUGGCAGUGCCAGACCACAAAACGCUUCAUCAUCAGCAUGUGUCUGGUCGCAGACGGCAGAGCUGUGGCUGGUAGAUGAGCGUUGGUCUUUGUUAGGCGCUGUUAAGCUCUAGACAGCAGUGGGGCCUACAGUCGAGAAAGAAACGAGGUGGCACGUGGCAGUGCCAGACCGCACAACGCUUCAUCAUCAGCAUCUGUCUUGUCGCAGACAGUAGAGCUCGAGGCUGGUAGAUGAGCGUUGGUCCUUGUUAGGCGCUGUUAAGCUCUAGACAGCAGUCGGGGCCUACAGGAGCAGUACCAUUUGACCCAUUUUAUGAAAAAUAAUAAGAAAUAACGCAUGAGUUCACUAAUAUAGACGAAACCUUAGUUAAAUUUAGACUUUUAGAAAAGAACUUGACCGACAGACGAAACUGAACUGCGUUUUUGUGGUUUAUAGACAUUUAAUUAUUUGUACAGGCAUUGUGAUGAGCUUUACAUAAUAAGCUAGUCGUAAGCAGUCAAAACAUUUCAAUGGGAAUAGGUUUAAGAAAAGCGUAUUAAUAACUACAACUUUUGCAAGAUUUGAAUUUAGAUUGUGUUGUUAAAGGUUUUAUAAUGCAUUUAUCGCCUUCUUGAUGGAGCGAACUAGGCAGACGUGUGUGCGUAUUGACCAAGAUUAUAACAAGUAAAUAACCUUUCUGAAUAAGCAGUAUAAAAUCUGAAGCCAAGUGCUCAGCGAAAAUCACAGGAAAUACAGCAUAAAGUAUGACACAAACAUAAUCUAGUGGUAUUGUGUGACAAAGAGGGACAAGAAAUAUACGAAAUUGUUUCUCCUCACUACUCCUGGAAUUGUCAAAAUUCAGGAAGUGACGACAGAGAGCCGAUAGAGGGACUGCACUCCUUCUUUGUCCUUACGAGUUAAGAAAAGUUGCGUCCCUUCGAAACGUGACACUACCAGAGUACAGCCUUGAUGUAUAUCUACCCGUUCUGGUGACGGUAUAUCUUAACAUAUAGUGUCGUCUGCAUGAGCUGACCGAAAAAAAAAAGCAAACCAAUCCUUCAUAAAAGAAAAAAUGCAAGGACACGAUGUGAUGUUGUCUAGUGUUUGCUUAUACAGUCAUAUUUGAUGCUGUUGAUACCUCAAUCUCAUAACCGUUCUUCCGUGCAGGGCCGUGCUUAGGGGCAGGCAGACGAGGCAUCUGCCUAGGGCCCCGCACAUUUCAUUAAAUAACAACCGUGGCGAUCGUGGUGUCAACGGCCCCGCACAUACCCUAUGCCUCGGGCCCCGCGGGGGGUAAGAACGGACCUGCUUCCGUGUUCAAAGAAGUUUUUCUACUUUACGAGCAGCAGUGCCUGUAGCGAGACGGAGAAGUAUUCAAAGGAAAGUUUCGUACACCCGACUAUCGCAGUCUGCAAAGAGAAAUGUUUGUUACGGUCAAGUAUGGAGAGGAACAGUGCCGCAUCUUUAACGCCAUCUGCCGGAACGACCUUCUUUUGGACUCCAUCAGGUCACAAUGCCAGUGUGACCAGAACGUGGUGGUGGACCUGUCGGAUGAGCGCGGGGAGGUGAAGAACCUGCGCUGCUUCCCAACAUCUUACGGCUCGGACUUUCUCAAGGAGCGGGAGACGCUGGUUCUUCUCAGAGUCGACAAUGAUGUGCAUAAGGAGACGCCUUUUUUCACACCACUUCUGAACAGUCUUUUACGCGACCAAAAGUUCCUGGAUGCGAUAAACGCUCAAACUGAAGCGGAGGACAGUCGUGAUCACCGAAGCAGAGUGAAGCCCUGCGUUAGUCCAGACCUUGUUUUUGCACCAGUUAACAAGAAACCUAAAGCUCCAAAACCUACAAGAAUGCCCGUUAAGAAAUGACGCGUCAUCACACGACAUCAGUGUGGGCAUCGUUCAGCCAACGUUCGCUAGUGCUAAUCAGUGAGUUACGAAAGACGAUCUCAGAUGAUGUCUGGUACUGAUGGUCUGGUGUGUGCUCUAAGUGCUUGUCUGAGAGAUAUGAGACAUGAUUUAUAUCUGACAAAUAUAAAUGAUUGUCUUGACAGCAACGAGAGAUCAUCAGAGAAGAAGGUCUUUUGGAAAGCAUUGCUGACGAACAUCCGCCACAGACAUGAAAUGCAUGACUGUACACAGCAGCGCCAGGGUGCAAAUACACUUUAUUAGCAUUUGUAGCGCAAAAAUGCAAUCAUCUUUAAAGGAAUUUCAACAAAACAAAGAAAACAAGAAACUAUAAAAGAAGUGAAUUGAAAGAAGUGACAGGAACAAUAGUGUUAACAGGAUUCAAACAGAAUUGAAAAUUGUACAAAAAUAAGUGUUCAAAAUCAAGUCCAUGCGUCAAAAAUUUUUCUGAGGCUAAGUUGCUACGAUCAGUUAGACAUUCAUGUACUGAUAGAGUAACAGUCUUCACCCAGUCUCGAGAAAUGUUAAGCUUGGCUAGGAAUGGCCCAAAACAGCAAAUGAAAAUAUAUCAGUUGAAGCAGUUGUCCGUUUGAUGAACUCUCAUAAGUUAACGGCGUUUUAAGGUGGUUUUUUUUUUUUUUUGUUUUUUUUUUUUUUAAAUGAACGGUGUCGUUAGCCCGAAAGUCAAAAUAUUGUCAUCACUAAUACUGUACACUCUGUAAAGCACAAGUACAAGUCUUCUUGACACCAGGAAGCCUAUUUGUACAGCUGCAACAAUAACUUGAGUGGCAAGUGAAUUAAAAAAAACAAACUUGUAGCAAUGUUUAACUUUUUCUUUCAAAAAACUUAGAACGUAAAGAUGAGAGGUCCCGUAACGUGGCCGUGAAAUUUGCUAACGUCGUUGGUACGAUGACAUGAUGAAUCAAUAUUGACAGUCAUCAGCGUUUCCUAUGACAAAUAUUAUAGUCGUGUUUGGUAUUUUAAAAAUGUAUUUUUUCGUUAGAACAUGUGUCAUAAAGCCGCUCAAAAACAAAUGGCGCUUACCUAAACUAGAGUCUAUGUACGUCAAUUUUGUUCUGAUUUGUGUGUGUGUGUGUGUGUUUUAGUUCACUGUAUCAGUUAGGAGACAGCAAAAUCUCCGAGCAAGCAAUGAAACGAUCUCUUACCUAUUAAAAAAGAUUAUUUACGACAAUAAAAGCUUUCACACACGGUCAAGUUUUAGG